Molecule: messenger RNA, 621 nt
Organism: Protopolystoma xenopodis
Lineage: Eukaryota; Metazoa; Platyhelminthes; Monogenea; Polystomatidea; Polystomatidae
Source: the annotation of a GenBank genome assembly
UUGGCCUAUUCUAAGCAGUCUUUAGUAUUAUCAAAUUGUAUUUCAACUACUUCAACAAAUUUUGUAUACAAGCUUGUAGCUAAAGAUGACGAAAUAAAAACAAUUAACGACGCCCUUCGCGAGGGCACACGGCAAUUAAUAUUCAGAGAAAUAUUGAAAGAUAUAUAUAAUAUCCUCCGAACCAAAGGUAUGGCAGUGGUUCUAGGGAACUUUUUUAAGGAGCCUGCUACGAUAAAUUAUCCAUUUGAGAAAGGACCACUUAGCCCUCGUUUCCGGGGUGAACAUGCUUUACGUCGGUACCCAAGUGGUGAAGAGAGGUGCAUCGCAUGCAAACUCUGCGAAGCAAUCUGCCCAGCUCAGGCAAUAACUAUUGAAGCAGAACCUAGAGCUGAUAAUAGCAGACGUACUACACGCUAUGACAUUGAUAUGACUAAAUGCAUAUAUUGCGGCCUUUGUCAAGAAGCCUGUCCAGUUGAUGCGAUAGUUGAGGGUCCAAAUUUUGAAUAUUCAACUGAAUCUCGCGAAGAACUUUUUUAUAAUAAAGAAAAGCUUUUGCAAAAUGGAGACAGAUGGGAAGUUCAAAUAGCAGAAAAUAUCAAAGCUGAUUAUGUAUAUCGUUGA